GGCAGCUUGCACCAGUCUCUCUCUCUGUGUCAAAAGCACCUUCUCCAACAUUUGCAAUGGGAGGGCAGGCCUGAGGGGCCUUCCAAUCCAGGGCUUGGAUUUUCUCUCCAGCUGCAGGCUUGGCGAGGGCUUUCAGCUCUUCUGCCCGCCCACCCCCCUCGGAGGAGGCAGGUUCGGUCCGAAACAUUGGGGAAUCGAUUUUGAAUCUUGCUGCUCCAUUUUGGAACGGAAAGGAUGCACCUGCUGUUCUCUGCAAAGCUUCUCGCACCAAAAGGCACUUGGGUUGGAGAAAGGGAGGACAUUCGGGGAUAGUGUGGUACCCAGCCUCUGCACAAUGUUUUAACAGCUGCUCAGAGACACAGAGAAAGAGAGAGAGAGGGAGUUGGUGGUGGUGACGCAGGAAGAACUAUCAGCCUUUGCGAUAAGCCACAGGAGAAGUAAACCUCUCAGAAUGCACUGACAUUCAUCAUUUUACUGACCCAUCAGCAGAUUGAUUCGUGCGACCGUGACUGUGAACAUGCAGAAGCCAUCCCAGACAUCACCGGGAAGUGUCGGGUCCAACCGGCCGUUGAGUGCUCCUGGAUCACCAGGUUCAACAAUAUGUGCCAAGAUGGAUAACCAGGUGUUGGCCUAUAAAGAUCUGGCUGCAAUCCCGAAAGACAAGGCAAUCCUGGAGAUUGAGCGGCCAGACCUGAUGAUCUAUGAACCGCAUUACAGUUACUUCUGUGCAGAGAGACCGGAGCCGGUGGGGUCUGCUGAGCGCUCGCAGUCACCACGUCCGAUGUCUCCUCUCACCUACCCUGAGUACAUGGUGUAUAAGGAGAGCCGGGAAUGGGCAGAUGGAAAGUCUCCGGGAUCCACGAUGGGAUCGGCCUGCAGUCGCCGUAGCUACCCGUCCACUGGGAGUCUCCCACACCACUUCCACAGGCCAGAUAUCGGCACCAAUAUGUACAGGAAGCGACCCAUCUACAAGCAGAAUGAACCAUCGACAGUGCUUCCACAGAGUAAAUACAUCGAGGAUCUCAUCAUUGAAUCAUCAAAGUUCCCGGCUGCCCAGCCCCCAGAUCCCAACCUCCCGGCGAAGAUUGAGACAGAAUACUGGCCUUGUCCUCCCUCGCUUGCUGUCGUAGAGAAAGAAUGGAGGAAAAGAUUCCCUUCGAAGGAGGAUGAAGAGGAUGAUGAGGAGGAGGAUGAUGAGAUGAAACAACUGCGUGAGAUUCAGAGGAAGGAGCUGAACAAGAUCCAGUCUGGACUGGGCAAAUUGAUCUUGAAGGAGGAGUUGGAGAAAUCCAAGCCGCGAGGGAGGAAAUCACGCUCACUUCCCGACCGAACCACAAGGAGUUUCUCUCCUCAACAGUCAACAUAUAAAUCACCCUCGCUCCCCAUCCAUGGCAGGAACAGUCUGGACAGGCUGCAGUCCGCAGACUUUGUUACACCUCAGAGACCAGAGAGAAGGAGCGUUGCUGCAGAUAUCCAGAAUGGUGAUCCGCAGUCAGGGAGGAUGGACAGAGGAACAUCUUUGCCCACAAUGUUGGAACAAAAGGUUUACCCAUAUGAAAUGCUGAAAGGAAGCAGGAGUAUGAAUCUGCCCCCGGGAGUGGACAGGCCCAGGCUGGAGAGACAUCUGUCCCCCGAGGAGUUCCAGGAGGUUUUCGGGAUGACAAUUAAAGAGUUUGAUAAGCUUCCCCAGUGGAAGAGGACUGAUCUGAAGAAGAAGGCUUGUCUCUUUUAAUGUGCUUGAAGGGUGGGAUGGAGAAUCCUGACGACUGGCUGCUUUGCUCAAUGGUUGUUGCUCUGAUAUAUCACUCACACACGACUCAACUUUCAAGCGUUUUUCCUUUCCACGUGUGUUUUUUUUUCUCUCCUCUUCUAUUUUAUGAGAUCUCCCCUCAAAUAUCCUGGGUUGGAAAGCCUGAUGAUCUCACGAUGGUAUUUUGGUUUGGUUUGGAUUGGCUGUGCUGCAUACAUCCCCCGAACCACAAGCCAAAAGCGAACUGCUACCGUGGUAAGCUCCACAUGUCUCCAAUCAGUCCCUGAUGUUUGAGUUGCAGAGCGGUUUGGCGUGUGAUCAGCCUUGCGUUCCUGGCGGAACAGGCUUCUGAAGGGCUGAAUGGCCAGUUCAUCUGCAGCACUGACACUUCAGCGUUGGUCCUCUUCAGACAUUUUGCUCAGCUCUGAGCCAGGAGCAAUCCAGAGUCUGUUUCCCCUCUGGACUGAAUCACUCAACAAACUGGGAAUGGGAAGCCGAACUUCCUUCUUCAGAUGUCAGACGGGAAAACUUGGAGUCCGAUGCUUUCACAUUUUGUGCACCUUUGACAAAUCCACUCUCAACAUCGAGAGACUCAGGCAAAGGGUCAAAGUCUGUCCGAUCCAGAUGUGGAAGAAGGGGGCAUGAAUUCAUCCAAAUAUCAAAACUAAUCUCUAUUUCAAAGAAAAAUCUAUUUAUUCUCUCCGCUGCUAUUGUUCUUAGUCCUGAGUGAACCAUGGUUAGCUGUAGGUCUGUGACUCUGAGGUGCAUGGCACACACCUCUGCUUCUGCUGUGCUACUGCACUCCCUGGAAGGACUGGAGACUGAGCGUGUUAUUCCAUUUGAGUGCCUCCUGUCACCCUGACAUUGACUUGCAAUGUUAUGGUCUGGACUGUUUCUGGAGUUGACGAAGAAAGUGUCGUUUGACUUCUUGGCCAAAUCAAAGGACAAGGUGGAGAGAUAAUGUCUCCCAGAACAUGCUCUGGUUUCUCCACUUGACCUGAACAACAGUGACAAGUCCUCAGGGUGUUGGUGAAUGGGCUCCUGAUCUGCCAUCACAUAAUUGGGUCCACGUAUCUAUCAAUGAUUAGUACACCCAAAACACAUUAGACCCAUCCACCCCUAAACUGCUUUGUAAUCACCCCCUGAGUACCUGUUAUAUAUCUUGUGUUUAAAAUAAAUACAAUUCUGUUUUAUAGCUUGAUGCCUUUCCUAACUAAGAUGACAGCCCUCUCCAUGGAUCAGGGGAUGAUGCAGUUGACAGUCAGACAAUGUGCCUCAGAAAUUGGAGGUACUGGCAAAUUGGACUGUCCUGACCCUAAAGUCCCUGUUAAUGUGGGGGGCAAACUUGAUAUAAUGGAGGAUGGGAUUCGUGCAGAGAAUCUUAGAAUCCCUACAGUGUGGAAGCAGGCCAUUCAGCCCAUCCUGGUCUUCCAGAAAGCUUCCCACCCAGACUCACCCUCCCCUUGUAACCCUGCAUUUCUCCAGGGCUAAUCCAUCUAGCCUGCGCACUAGGGGGUAACUUAGCAUGGUCAAUCCACCCGAACCUGCACAUCCUUGGAUUGUGGGAGGAAACUGGACGACCCAGAGGGGACGCGCACAGACACGGGUGGGGGGAGAAAUGGAAUCGAACCUGGGUCCCUGGCGCUGUGAGGCAGCAGUGCUAACCACGGAGCCACCAUGCUCUGACAAUAACAAUGUUCACAAAAGGUGAUAGUCAAAUGAGACGUUAGUUGGGCAGCAUUUAAAUGAGCACCCUGAAGAACACGCAUUUUUUUUUUCCCCUCUCCUGUGAAAAUGUAUUAUCUUUCACAAAUCACAAUUUUGCUUUGCUUUUGCUCCUGGUGUUCAGUUCAAGAUACACCACAAGGUACUCUGUAAAAACGCUUUAUUGUAAACCAAUUUCACAGCAGCCCCACCUGGAGCACCAACACCUUACGCGGGGCGUCGACAGUGCAGUUCUGGUUAAAGUGAAAGGGUCUGUGCAGUUCUGUGUAUUGUAUGUUGCACCACCGUCUCAGUCACCACAGGCUGCUGUGGUAACAUUACAACACUUGGCAGUAAUUGAAUAAAUCUGUAACAUGGCCUUCUCAAUAGAA
Hemiscyllium ocellatum (epaulette shark) is the source of this 3846-nucleotide messenger RNA. It is a transcript of the gene dmtn, whose product is annotated as dematin actin binding protein. The transcript is spliced from 17 exons. NCBI's taxonomy places the organism in Eukaryota, Metazoa, Chordata, Chondrichthyes, Orectolobiformes, Hemiscylliidae. Bases 518 to 1732 code for a protein of 404 amino acids. The record is from RefSeq and is a predicted model, not a curated record. Gene Ontology annotation, biological process: cytoskeleton organization; actin filament bundle assembly; lamellipodium assembly. Gene Ontology annotation, cellular component: plasma membrane; actin cytoskeleton. Gene Ontology annotation, molecular function: actin filament binding.